This is a messenger RNA of Suillus clintonianus, 3765 nucleotides long. RefSeq names its product SNF2 family N-terminal domain-containing protein. The coding region runs from base 78 to 3575 and encodes 1165 amino acids. The record is from RefSeq and is a predicted model, not a curated record. Gene Ontology annotation, molecular function: zinc ion binding; ATP binding; DNA binding. NCBI's taxonomy places the organism in Eukaryota, Fungi, Basidiomycota, Agaricomycetes, Boletales, Suillaceae. The transcript has 32 exons.
CGUUUCUUUGUGCGACGUGACCGAGAAAUUAGAAGCCAUUACAACGAGUCUAGAAGGCACCUACGUGGUCACUAGCAAUGGUGCCGCCGAAGCAUUCUAUCGAUUAUAGUAGAAGCCCCCGGUCAGUCUGCAAGGGCCCCGCUCCUUGCAAUGGCGCACCAAUUUCGGUCGGAAGUUUGAGAUAUGGGCAACUUGUUCCAGGAGAAUAUGGUGAAACAGUUGCCUGGCGUCACUGGGGAUGUGUCACUCCAGAUAUCUUGAGAAGCCUUGCAGUAGUGGACCAAAGCACAAUAAUCGGCUUUGGUAACAUUCGUCCGGAGGAUCAAGCGAAGGUCCGGCGAGCGAUGGCAAACCAAAGAGUAGAUCUAUCGGAUGUCCCCUUGACUGCCAAGGCAACUAUCCGCACUGCGGCUCAUGUUGCACCUUGCACCUCCCAAGCGCCUGCUCCAGGUCAGAAAAAGCGCAAAGCUACGUUUGAGCAGCCAGCGCCAGCAAACUCUCAGCUGAGCUCUGUAAAGCCGGCUAUACGGUCCACUGUUAGAUACGAUGAGGAUGAGGACGAUGAAGUCACCAUCAUCGAGUCCGACCAUGUAGAUGUCUUGUAUUGCACGUUGAGUUCCAGUAUUGUCGGUGUACAAUACUACAAGGGCCUCGUUGGUCCUGGGGAGGAAGUCAGGCUGGUCAGAGAGCCGCAAAACAAAUACGACAGGAAUGCUAUUGAGGUCCAGAAUAUUGGGGGUACUAAGGUCGGGCAUGUACCGAAGCAGACGGCUGCGAAGCUCGCCCCUUUGUUGGAUCGCGGCAUGAUUACCAUCGAAGGUGUGAUGCACGAAGGAAACUUGUCUGGAUUUAGCUACUCACUCUCGAUGACACUGAAGAUUUAUGGUCCGUCUGACAAGAGGGACCAGCUAGAACCUCAGUUAAUUUGGGCUACUCCUCGUCAGCGCGGGUUUCCACCUCGCGGAGCUGGAGGCGCGGCUGGACAAGUACCAUUUACUGCAGCUGCAGCUGCAGUGGCAAGCUCAUCCUACACAUCUCAGCCGACGUCAAGCCAAAGGCACGGAAACACAGCAACGCAAUCGAAGGCCCAGCAAGAGGCUAUUAGAAAGCAGCAAGAGGCCGUGAGAAAGCAGCAAAAAGCAGCUGAGCUCAAGCAGAAGUUGAGCGGUCUAGAGAAAGUAGACGAUGAGGGAAGACGUGCCUCUCUUCUAGAUGAUUUAUGUUCUGUCGACGAUAUUCUCAAUCUUCCGAUACAUCCCAACCCCCCUGGCGUUGCCAGCGGUGACUUGGUUGUUGAUUUACUCAAGCACCAGAGCCAAGCCCUGCAGUGGUGCAUCGACCAUGAAUACCCGUCUUUGCCCACUAAGGAGUCCGACAAGCCAGUUCAGUUUUGGCAGUACAAAAAAGCUGGCUCGAAGCCCUAUUACUUCAAUAUCGCAACGAAAACUCCUCAAGAGAUAACAUCACCUCCUCUGCUUGGCCGCGGUGCGAUCCUUGCAGAUAGCAUGGGGCUGGGGAAAACGCUUACCAUGCUGGCUCUUAUUCUUGCAACAAAGAAGGACGUUCCCACUGGUCAUUCGAAGAGCACACUCAUUGUUGUUCCACUUUCGGUCAUAUCUAACUGGGAGAAACAAAUUGAAGAACAUUGUGUCAGGGGUGCAAUGUCGACAUAUACCUACUAUGGCGCAACACGCGACAUGACACCCAAACAACUCUCGCAGUAUGAUGUCGUCAUCACAACGUACCAGACGGUCACUGGAGAAGCUGACGUUUCUGCGUCCACGGCUGGCGAUGGACCAUCUAAGAAGAAAAAGAAGGUUGAGAGGGCGCUGUUCGAGGUGAAGUGGAAGCGAGUCAUUCUUGACGAAGGACACACAAUUCGUAACCCGAAGACCAAGAUGGCCAAAGCUGUUUGCAAACUCACGGCGCAACGCAGGUGGGCGUUAUCUGGCACCCCCAUCAUUAAUUCUCCAAGGGAUCUUGGGUCCAUCUUGACUUUCCUUCAGAUUUGUCGUCCGCUCGACAACGAGGACUUUUAUAAGCGUCUGCUCCUACGUCCUUUGAAGGAUGGAGAUCCCUCCGGUGCAGAACUGCUGCGAGCUCUGAUGAGUCACGCCUGUAUUCGUCGCACGAAAGAGAUGCAAGACAGUUUGGGGAAGCCACUUGUGCCUUUACCUCCGGUCGACAUUACCGUCAUUCCGGUUCCAUUGGGAGAUGAAGCACGAGCUCUCUAUGAUGCCAUCUGGUCAGUCUCUCAGCAGCGGGCGCAGAAGUUCAUGAACCAACAAGGUGGGAUGACUGCUAUGUUCACGACAAACAUCCUUAGCAUGUUAACACGCCUACGACAAGUGGCUCUACACCCAGGCCUUCUUCCUCCGAACUACUUGGAACAACUUCGUGCUACAGAGGAUAACGAAGAAUCUGUACGUGCCGCUCUCCCGGUUACUCAAGAUCAGAGGCGCCAUCUGCAGAGUCUCCUUGCCCAAGCUAUUGAAGACAAUGUAGAGUGUCCUAUCUGCUUCGACGUCCUAAAUGAUCCGAGGAUCACAGCUUGUUCCCACCCGUUCUGUCUUGCAUGCAUUUCUGAAGUGAUAGCCAGAGACCCGAAAUGCCCUAUGGAUCGCCGUACCAUUGGAAUGGGUGAUUUAAUCGAACCACCACCUCCCACUGAACUUACUCAAGCGCCUGUUCGUCGUGAUGAGAACGAAACUCAUGACACACUCCGAACCGGAUCGUCUGCAAAGAUUGAUCAGUUGAUCCACCUUCUCCAACUGAUCCCUAGCGACCAGAAGAGCCUUGUUUUUUCCCAGUUUACUUCAUUCCUGGAUAAGAUCGGCGAGGCCCUCGAGGAGCAUGGCAUUCCGUAUGUGCGGUUCGAUGGUCAGCUUUCAGCAAGGCGACGGAAAGAAACCCUUGAGAGAUUCUCUAUUCCACUUGAAGCUGAAGAAGAUCUGGCGGUUGACGUCGAGACCCCCAUUCCGUCAAGCAGAAGACGUACGUCGACACACACAACCCUAGUGGAAGAUGAUGUCCUUUUGGAGAACGAUGAUUCCAGUUUGAUCGUAGAUGACGACGACGACGACGACGACUUUGAGGAGGAUCUUUCUACCAGGGCAAAGAAAGGGAAGGGAAAGUCGAAGCCUAAGAAUAAGGGUAAAGCGAAAGCAAGAUACGGCACACCAACUAGCCAGAAAGCUAGACUCGAUGGCUCCUCUUUUGGAGGCGAGAUCCCCAGAGUGAUGUUGAUUUCCUUGAAAGCUGGGUCAUUAGGUCUGAACCUCACUGUCGCCAACAAUGUCAUUUUGAUGGACCCCUGGUGGCAGGAGGGUAUUGAAAGUCAAGCAAUUGACAGAUGCAAUCGUAUCGGACAAAAGCGACCAGUUCACGUUUACCAACUUAUCGCCGAAAACACCGUCGAGUCCAAAGUCAUUGAGAUACAAGAGAGAAAGAAGCUUCUGAUUCAACAGGCAUUUGCUGGGACUAAACGUACAGAAACUCAAAGACAAAAGAAAGAAGCUAGAUUACAAGACAUCAUGGAAUUUUUUGGUGGCAUUCGCCAGCAACCUGGACUUUGAAUUAUUUUGUCAGCAAAUCAUCGCCAUUGAUCAUGAUACCAAUAAUUCAACACUAGUCGAAGCAGUACUUUAUCAGUCGCCACCUAUUAUAGGACAAUGGACGGUCAACGCACAAUGCUUGAAUAUAUUUUGAUUUCGGAGAAUAUGCCCUGUGAUGAAGUGUGCAGAUGCCGCGGAAGAUGCGAAAGGG